Molecule: messenger RNA, 2377 nt
Organism: Penicillium brasilianum
Lineage: Eukaryota; Fungi; Ascomycota; Eurotiomycetes; Eurotiales; Aspergillaceae
Source: the annotation of a GenBank genome assembly
GCAAACACGACCUGUUGACAUCCCUGCCUUGCAGCAACGACAAACUCAUUCGUGCCAAAUCCAUUGUUCCACUUCUCAAUGACCAUUCACCCCCAACCUUAGCUGGAGAAUGCAAUGAAGCGCAGAUCAGCACACGAGAGUGCCACACCACAAAAGCAGCCUAGACAAGACCCAGUGUCUUGCGAGUCUUGUCGAAAGAAAAAGACGAAAUGCGACCGACAGAUUCCCUGUGGCAGCUGUAAAUCUCGUCGAAUCGAUUGCAACUACGGCAGCAAUGGUCCGGAGGCUUCUAGUCCCGCUGCACCACCUGGCGAUCAGCUGAGAAAUAGACCGUCCAAUAGCGUCACGGCAUCAGCACGGACGACAGAGGCCCCUCGGGAGACUGUCCUAAGCCGCAGCGCAGAGGAUCCGCUCAUGACGGCAGACCGACUCGAGAAUAUACUCAUGGGUCACCGGAUCCCGAGUGCUGUUCCAUCGGCUCUUCGAGGAGAGCUGUCAGGGCCUCCACGCAUGGGCCUCCACGCCCGAUCUCAACCACACACGGGGACCUCCAUCGGCAGCUUUCUGAAUCUGGUUCGUGAUGGUGGUUGUGUGUCUUCUGAACACCCGGCCACUAUUCACCUGGCGUCAUUCUUGCCGUCAGAGGCUGAUGCGUUGAGCCUCUUCAAUUAUUACCUUAGUCACCUCGACUACCAGUAUCAUAUUGUGGUUCCCGCUAGAACGGAGCAAAUCAUUCGCUCUUUGUACUAUGCACUUGCUCGUGGCAGGUCGGGGGAUUUGAACCAUAUCGCCAUGCUUUUCAGCAUUCUUGCAACUGCUUUAUUUUAUCAGCUGCUCUCCACCGAGUCUUCGGCAGUUGCCGAGAACUGUAGUCGCGAGACAGCGUUCCUCGCUGGAGCGGCACUGAUUCAGAGCAACUACGUUGCCUAUCCAACGAUAGAGGGAUUGCAGGCAGCCAUGAUCAUCGCACACCACUUGUCAAGUCUAACCUUGAACCCAUGUGUGAGCUCCUUAUUUUUCCAAGGCGGGCUUGUGAGUCAAGCUAAAAGUCUCGGUCUUCAUUUACUCGAUUCCCCUCGAGUUGUAGCCGAGCGUCAAGAAAGAGGAUUUGACAAGGCUGAGACCGAGUUGAAGCGCCGGCUGUGGUGGGAUCUAGCGUCAUAUGACUGGUUAAUGGGUUUCCUGAGCGGCCCCCAAGAAUGGACGUACACAAUCCAUCCCCAACACAUGAAUGUGCGCCGACCAUUGAACAGGGAGGAUGAUAUAAUCGGAAUCGACACGGGACUCCCACUUAUGAUGCCAACGUGCAUGUCAUAUACCCUGCAGCGCCUGAGAUUGGCCGAAGUAUGCCGGGAGAUUGUCGAUGCAGCGGCGCCUUAUCACCUUGAAGGUAAAGAGCUUCCGUACGAAACUCUACUCGAUUUGGAUCGCAAGCUUCAGCAGGCAUACUCGGAACUUCCGUCAUUCUUCCGCUUUGAUCAAUCAUCACGCCGCCAGUUUGCGACUCUUUACCUCAAACGACCAGAGCUAGCGUGGCAGCGAGCCUUUAUACAACAAGGCUACCAUUCACGUCUUUGUCGGCUACAUCGCCAAUACUUCAUUCGUGGUGCAAGAGACCCAAGAUACUCUUACUCGCAUGUUGUGUCUCUUCAGUCUGCCCGGAAGGUCUUGGAAGUUAAGCGCAUCAUGGACGAGGAAGCACCGCUCUUCACAGUAAACAGCUCUUUUUUCUGGGCAGUCACGCAUCAUGUCUUCAUGGCAGCGGUCAUCUUAUUGAUUGAUGUUUGUUUCAACUGGGAUGAUAUUCUCGCCUCUAAGAGGAAGGAAGAGGUACUUGAUGCCUGCCGACUGCUAAGCCGUGCUCAGCAAUGCUCGUCAGUUGCCCGAGAAGGUAUCAACGCGAUGAUGUGCAUUCUCCGCAAGCACUGGAAACAAGAGAGGAGACCAACCACAUUUAGUGGGACACAAGCCCCACAACGAUCGUCACCUGGCUUUGAUGUCUCUGCCUUGCACGAUAAAAGUGAUGUUCCAACCACAGGGCAUGUUGAAGACUCCAACAAGACUGUCCGCUUUGACGAUCCUGCUCUGGGGCAGAAUACCCCCAAGCAUGAUCAGUCCGUUGACCUAGUGAAUUCCGAGCUUGAGCCGGUCCCCUUGGAAGACUUGUGGAGCCAGAUGCUUGAUGAAAGUGCUCAUUUCCCUUUGGAUACCCCGGAUUGGAUGGAUCUGUUGACAGAGCUGACUAACGCCACCCUCCCCGGAAGCGAAUAAUUUUUGAGCUAUUGUGUUAUGAUACCACGUCUCAGGGGGAUUUUUAAGCCACUAGCAAAGUUAAGGCCAUUCAGAUAAUGCCAUGCUGUCAGAAAAUCAACACUUC